Messenger RNA from Truncatella angustata, 2067 nucleotides. RefSeq lists its product as uncharacterized. Bases 1 to 2067 code for a protein of 688 amino acids. The record is from RefSeq and is a predicted model, not a curated record. The transcript has a single exon. NCBI's taxonomy places the organism in Eukaryota, Fungi, Ascomycota, Sordariomycetes, Amphisphaeriales, Sporocadaceae.
AUGUUGGGCAAAGGAGGCUACAAAUCCGACCUACGCACCUAUAACUACUCACAAGUCUCAAGUGCUGGGUAUCAGCAGACACCUGACUUCGUAAAAUACCCAAAGCCUUCUACUUCAAUGCUCAGCACAAGUUCGACCAGGAGUGACAUACCCUUACGAAUACAAAGUAACCAAAAGAUUGCUGGCUCUAGAGAGUAUAACAGUAUCUCUCCAGUGUCGCAAAAUCUGAAUACCAGAUACCCACCAAGAAAAUCACAGGCCAACCAACAACGUUCACUACGACGCAGCAGUCAAUUGACUAUAAGUAGCAAACCAACUGCCGCAUCAAAAUCUGUUAGUUUCAAUCCUGAGCAGGUUCUCCCCGAGGACAAUGAAGAGGGGUAUCACACCUCCUUGAGGUCUGACUCGCUGAACCUGCCCAGUCCCAUGCGCUCUACGACUACAAACGACACGACUUUAUCUUUACAGAGAGCAUUCAUCGGAAAUGCGAAACGAGCGUGGCGUAUCUGGGAUAAUUUGAUCACUACUUGGGGCCCUGCUCUGAUUUUGAUCGUAAUACUCGUUGCUGCAGUCUAUUACGGAUGUACUAUAAUACUGGAUAUAGUACAACUUGUUCGGCAGCUGGGAUGGCAGUUGUGCUCGUCUUUUGAGAGUCUCAAACACGACGCCGAAAGCCAAAUGGGCUUGCCUUUCAGGCUGAAUUUCACGGCGGAGUUCCGACCAAUCUGGGACCAAUACUCUAAUAUUCUAGAGAACACAGAGUAUGAAAGAUGGUUUAACGAUGCGAGGGACGCUGAGGAUGUGAUCUCGGCAUUAUGGAAUACUCUCCCGUACGAGAAAGCUGAUGAUAUUCAAAAACAAGAGCAUACUAAAAUGAAAGGGUACACCGACUAUCGCAUGGCGUUACGAAAACGUGCAGAGGUCAAAUUUGAGAAUUUCUUGCUGGCCCGUACCCGAGUCAUUCAAGAUAUUCUCAACGUUAGCCAUGACUGGAGCGGCUAUGUGCGCAGUACACUCCAACUCAACCAUUCAGUGACGCCUAGGGCACAUGAGGCGAUCUUUGGCGUUCGAACAAUGGAACGUCAAGAGCGUAAUGAUCACUGGCAACUCCAAAACCAGACGUCUUGUUUACUAAACUAUGCGACUCGUGGGCUUUUGAAUAGUAUUUCCGAGAUGCACAAGGGGCUCUAUGUCAGCCGCGAGACUACAAACACUAUAUCAGGAAGUGAUGCGACUUCGCUAGAUUGGCUCAAGUCUCCACCGAGAAAAGAUGGCGAUGAGGGUAUCAAACUCUUCACACUCGGCGAUAUCAUUUCGGCCCAAGAGCUAGAAGCUAAGUUCAUGGACAACCUUGUAAAGCAAAGCAUCCAUCCGCACCUGUGGGACAGCGGGCGACUUCAUUCGACCAGUCUGGGAAGGCUUAGGGUUCGGCUCACCGGCCUACAGAAGGAUCUAGAUGACAUCGAGGUGAAGCUCACAAAAUUAAGGGCACGGAUCGACGACAACACCGCGUCACAGACGUGGGAACCCGCAAACAAAGUGCCGUGGACCAGGAAAGAUGACCUGAUAUGGGUCCAAAAUGUGGACGAGCUACUUAGCACUUGGAAUAACAUGCUCAAUGACGUUGAUAGAGCCAAAGUCAAUGCCGUAGAACGCUUCAACCAACUCAAGCUGGAUGAGCAAAACUCCAAGAACCGAGAUAAACUGGCUCAUUGGCGUACCGAGAAUUGCGGCGAGACGACAUGUUUUGACGUAGUUCCAGAGCGAACUUGGGGCGACUUGGUUAAAGCUGGGCAACAUCGACUGAGGUUUGCAGGCAGCAAAGAGGGGAGAAAGCCUUUUGCAAAGAUUCCAGUGAAAGUCGAGCGAGAGUUGUUUAAUCACAUGGGAGAAGUCACUAGUAAGGUAAUUGUACACGAUGCAGGGAUAUACGAGAAACAAUGUUGCGGGCAGGCGCGAGAAAACAUAUGGCUGGACCUGCUUAAAUUUGGCGCUGUAAAGUUGAUUUAUUUGAACCCAUAUAGGCUGCCCCUUUUCGAGGGAGCAACCGGGACAACGGAAAAGUAG